AUGUCUUCUCCAAACCUUAACGCUGCCGACCUCUUCGGCGUCAAGGGCCUCAUCGCCGUAGUCACGGGUGGGGGAACUGGCAUCGGUCUCAUGAUUGCACAAGGCCUCGAGGCGAACGGGGCAAUUGUAUACAUCAUCGGCCGACGGAAAGAAGCUUUGGAACAGGCGGCAAAGACAGCUAAAAACGGCAACAUUCGCACCAUCCAAGGUGAUAUCACCUCAAAGAGCGACCUCGAGCGAGCGGUCGCAGAGAUCAAGGAGGCUCACGGAUACGUCAACGUCGUCAUCGCCAACUCAGGCAUCGGCGGACCGGCUCUUAAGGGCUUGCCCCCUAACCCGACCAUUGCUCAGUACCGCGACUUUGUCUUUGGCUGGGAGCAGAAGGACUUCACCGAGACCUUUGCUGUGAACGCUACCGGCGUGUUUUUCACGGUCGCAGCAUUCCUGGAACUUCUCGAUGAGGGUAACAAGCGCAGCAAUUUCAAGCAAAGGAGCCAAGUCAUCGCGACUAGCAGCAUUGGCGCGUACAACCGCAACCCGAUGGGCUUCGCUUAUGGAGCGUCAAAGGCAGCUGUGGUGCACAUGUUCAAGCAACUGAGCACCACGCUGGUCCCAUUCAACAUCCGCGCCAACGUAAUUGCGCCUGGAUUCUACCCGAGUGAGAUGACAACGGCAACGGUCGAGGCCCACAAGGAGGGUUGGCCCAAGACUACCAUUCCUGAAGAGAGGGCGGGAGACGUAGAAGAUAUGGCUGGUGCUGUGUUGUUCUUGGUCAGCAGGGCAGGCGCUUACACCAACGGCAAUGUGCUCGUAACAGACGGCGGAAGGCUUGGAAUCGUGCCGUCUAGCUACUGA
Messenger RNA from Colletotrichum abscissum, 855 nucleotides. RefSeq names its product short-chain dehydrogenase/reductase. Bases 1 to 855 code for a protein of 284 amino acids. The transcript has 5 exons. Gene Ontology annotation, molecular function: oxidoreductase activity. The record is from RefSeq and is a predicted model, not a curated record. NCBI's taxonomy places the organism in Eukaryota, Fungi, Ascomycota, Sordariomycetes, Glomerellales, Glomerellaceae.